Molecule: messenger RNA, 384 nt
Organism: Cotesia congregata
Lineage: Eukaryota; Metazoa; Arthropoda; Insecta; Hymenoptera; Braconidae
Source: the annotation of a GenBank genome assembly
AUGAUUUUAAACAUUUUAGGAGACGAGCAAUACCGCGCCGGUGGAAGCAGCAGCGGAAGUCCUCCAGCGAGUCUUCUAGUUGUGCCACAACCCUUGACAGUUAAACCCUCACAUCCGUCGCAUCUUAAUCCUCAUCUAGGGGGUCCUCAUCCACCCAGAAAGUAUCAGUGUAAAAUGUGUCCGCAGGUAAGCGUUAUUGUUAUGAAUUAUGACAACAAUUAUUUAAGAAUCUACGAUAUGCGAUUACAAAGCUUAUUAUUAUGUUUUUAUCUUGUAUCUUGUACCAGAACUCUUUUGGUGUUAAUGCCGGAUCAGAUUGCUGACAAUUAUGAUUUUUAUCUUUUUAAACGCGAGAAUUCCUGGGGAAAGUGUCCAAACACUUAA